GCAAGCCGCCGCCAUAUUGCAAGAGAGAAAAGAGAAAGAGACCAAGGAGUAGACUAGAUAGGCCAAAAAGUUGGCCCUACAGGAGGAGCAGGCGGCGAAGAGGAAGAAGUUGGAGGAAGAGAUGGAGAGAUUGUUGAAGGAGGAGGAAAAAAAGAUGAAAGUUGUAGAAGAGGAAAAGGUAGAAGAGGAGGAAAAGGAAGAGUCCUUGCUCCGAAGAAGCGCAGAGCAGAGAGGGGAGUCCAGUGGCACAAAGAAGGGGGACUCAUGGAUGGAGAAAAAGAUCUCUGAGUGCGUAGCAAAUUUGUCUAUGGGAGAAGAGGAAGAAGCCAUGUUGUAUGUUCCCCCGGAGGAGAAGGAAGCAGUUAUCAGGGAGUGGGAGGCAGAAAAGGACCCCUUGAGACGUCAGGCUAUAGAGGAGGAGGAGAAGUUACAGUGGAAGCUGCGUCUCACUACGGAGAAGAAGAGGAGGAUGGAUGAGGCAAGCAAAAUGGCGAGGGAGAUGGAGGCGAUAAAGGCGCAAAGGGAGGAGAUUCAGGCGCAAGAAGAUAUACAGGGAAAAUUAGAUGUUAUUUUAAGACAUAUAGAACUCCUAGCUAGAGCCUGGGAAGAGCAACAUCAGUUUGCUAGAGCCCAGGAUAUUGCGUUACACUCCAUUCGCCCGGGAUUCAGGAAUUUUGCACGUGAGAUGCUGCUGCACGUAGGUGCAGAGAUGCAGGCGAGGAUAGAGGGCACGGAGAAAUUCUGCACAAGUGCCAUUGAGGGCACAAAGAUGGCCACUCUAAAGGAGGAGGUACGUCCCCAUAGAGAGCCUGUUAAGAUCAAGUUUCCCGAACCCUACAGUGGGAAGAAGGAAGAAAAUUUCGAUAAUUGGGAGGCGAGUAUCAACUUGUACAUCUAUUUACAGCAUAUCGUGCCUGCGGAACAAGUCCUCAUUAUUGCCUUCCAGGCUCUCAAAGACGAAGCGGCUAGCUUCGCCAGAUCCCUCGCUUGCGCUGCACAAUGCGAAAUGGUAGCGUAUUCUAAAAUCACUCCUUUCCCUAAAUUCCUUAAACUGCUAAAGGAGAGAUUUGCAGAUGUCACGCGAGGCGUCAGGGUCUUUGACAAACUGCAAACUAUCCACUCACACCAAUGGAGGACUGCAAGGGCACUCAAAGGCGUUAUGGAUGAGCUAGUGGUCGUCCCAGACCACAGGGUCAUUGAGGCCCUGUUGGUCAACCUCUUCUAUCAUGCCAUGCCAGAGCCCCUACGAGUACACUUCUUCGAAAAGAGUCGACGGCCCACCAUGACAUAUGAUAUACUGAGUAGAGAGGCGGUGUUAUUGAGUGGGGCUUGGAGGAGGAGGACAGUAGUGGGGGUGAGGGGAGGACCUACGCUGUUGUCGCGGCUGGAGGGAGGCCGCAAGGAAGAGGAGGAGGCCAGGGCCAAGGGGGUCGGGCCUCAGGCGGCUACUCCUGAUCUGGAGAUGACUGCGCAGUCUUGCUUGGAUGUGAUUAAAGGCACGGUUCCCUCUAUUGUAACACAUCGCCUCGGGCUCGGACUCAUAACGUAUACGGAUUGGCUUCCCCUCAUGCGGGAUUUAGUUAGGUUGGAGGCACAAGACCUCCCAGGUGGAUCGGGUGGCAAAAAGACCACCAACCGCAAACGGUUUCUAAGCAGCAACCGUUUUGCAGCGCACGAUCUACUAGAGGUUGACGAGGAGACCUUCGCAGAGGACCCUUCUCUUGGUGACAAUCAAGAGCAAGACUGCGAGGCAUCUUGCUCUUCAUCAGCCCAUGAGUCUGAUUAUGUGGAUGAUGGUGAAUCAAUGAAUGUCUUCAAGAAGAUUGCCUUCAAAAGGGUUUUCUGUCCGAAGGUUCUUCUGAAUUCCAAGUCUUUCAAGAAUUUGGAAGAGUCCCUGGCCUGGAGCUUGCUUUUAUCCGUCAUUGUGAAACCCAGUUUACCAAGAAUGACAGGUUGGAGCUUGUCACGCCGGGAUCUUUGCAGCAUCUUGGUGACAACACUCUGGCAUUCAUCAAGUCAAUGAGCUCCUCGUCUGAACUCUCCUUGCAACGGAACGCUUCUAUAACAGACUCCAACACGGGAGCCUUUCAUUC
Molecule: messenger RNA, 2093 nt
Organism: Chara braunii
Lineage: Eukaryota; Viridiplantae; Streptophyta; Charophyceae; Charales; Characeae
Source: the annotation of a GenBank genome assembly